This is a messenger RNA of Sugiyamaella lignohabitans, 2703 nucleotides long. RefSeq names its product transcriptional regulator NRG1 (gene NRG1). The record is from RefSeq and is a predicted model, not a curated record. Gene Ontology annotation, biological process: regulation of transcription by RNA polymerase II. Lineage: Eukaryota; Fungi; Ascomycota; Dipodascomycetes; Dipodascales; Trichomonascaceae. Gene Ontology annotation, molecular function: DNA-binding transcription factor activity, RNA polymerase II-specific; RNA polymerase II cis-regulatory region sequence-specific DNA binding. The coding region runs from base 1 to 2703 and encodes 900 amino acids. The transcript has a single exon.
AUGCCGUUCCACCUGGUGACUCCCGCUGGUAAGCGUAUUAACAUUUUGAACGACGAGGCAGCUGCUGCUGCUGCUAGAGAGAGGGGUGAAUUACCACCGGUCAAGAGGAGAAAGUCGGGUAUUGCUCAUUUUGCGUCUGGCAGCGAUUCGUACAGUAAAGUACGGGCUAAAAAGCCGAUUCGUGGGAUUCAUAAAAACGAAUCAGAUGAAGAGAAGGAAGAUAAUGACGAAGAAGAGGAUGAGCUAGAUAGACAAUUGGCAGCUGAACUGGAAAGGGCGAGGAAGUUGCAAAUGCAGCCUGAUUUAGAUGAUGACGAGCUCAUGGAAGAACUGGAUAGCGACGAUAUCGAGAAAAAAGAAGAGGGUGCUGAUGGUGCAUUAGCGAGUGUUGAUGCCAGUGGUAAUGUGAUAUUACCACGAGGAUCCGGGUUUGCUCCACAGGUCAAGAUUGAAUUGCAACAUAUUCCUGGUAUUAACGAGUUUGCGAUGCCAGGAGGAGGACCAGUUUCAAGUCGCGGUUCGGUGACUAGUUCUGGUUCGGACACUAUCCCUCCUGUAUCAGGACCUCCUCUUGGUAUGGGGGCUAGUUUUGUUCCUAUUAACGGACCAGGCGGUCCUAGUCCAGGACCUCCUGGUUCUUUAACUCCAGGACCAGUACCUCCUGGAGUCAUGAAUCAACCUCCACCACCUCCACCUCCUCAACAUGCUGGAGGACCACAUGCUCCACCACCUCCACCUUCAAUUAGCUAUCAACAAUUCCCACCUGGAACAGUGUUUGCACCUCCAGGAACAGCAGGACCGCCAGCUCAAUUCCCACCUGGCCAAUUCCAACCAGGUCAACAUGUCACUUAUUAUUACACUUCGGCAACUCCUCAACAGUUAAGCCAGCAGUUACCUCCUGGUCCUCCUGGCACGACCAUGACUUAUUACUACGCGUAUCAGCCUCCUUUUGCGGGUGGUAACGGAGUUCCCGCAGGUUCUCCAGGUAAUAAUGGUGGUGAAGGUGGUGAAAAUAUUUCUGGAGCUGCUGAUACUGGUGCUGGUGCUGGCGCUGGCGCUGGUGAAUCCGUAGCUGGUGAGUCAGUUGCUAGUGAGCCUGUGGUUUUAGAACCUGUAAAUGUUGCUGGUGAAUCACGUCCUGAUGGAGAAGUAUCUGCUCCUGCUGACGAGUCGAAACCUGAUGAGACUGUCACUGCUAAAGUAGAGUCUGCUACGGAUGAGAGUGUAGAAGCUGCUGAGUCUAAGAACAAAGAUUCAAGUGAAUCUACAGUAGACGUCAAAACUACUGAUUCUACGGAUGCUGUUAUUGAUUCCACCGCUGAUGCUGUCGUUAAAGACUCUGUUACCGAUUCUGCUACCGAUUCUACCACUGAUGCUGCUACUGCUAACACUGAAGUUACUACUGAUGCUACUACUGCUGCUACUACUGCUGCUACUACUGCUGCUACUUCUACGGAUGCUGCUACUGUUGCUUCCGCUACUGAUUCUACUACAACUGCUGCUGAUGCUGAGGCUGGUGCUGAUACUACCGUUACCGAAGCAGAUGCCGCCCCUGCUUCUGCCGAUGCUGACAGUUCUACUGCCAAAGCACCAACUACCGACGGACCAGUGGCUGAACCUGCUCCUGGUGACUUGACCAGUUCAGGCCCCCAAAUCCCCGGUCUGCCUGGUCUUGUUCUUGCUCCUGGUUCAGGUGGCCCUCCUGUUUUCGGUCCAAUGACCCCCGGUGGAAUGCCACUGCCACCUCCAGUACCUGGUCAGCAAAUGCAGCAGUUUUUCCUUGGAGCACCUCCUCCACACUUGCCUCCCCCACAACCAGGUCAACAUUUGGUUGCUGUUGUCACUGGACCUGGCCCAUUGGGUCCUCCACCUCCUGGAAUGACCAGUGGACCCGGUGGUCCCAUCACUGUUCUUGCUGGUCCUGGUCCAUUAGGACCUCCCGGACCUGGACCAGGUCCAGGUGCUCCUCCUGGUUCUCGUCUUCCUGGACCACCUCUCCAUUAUACACUUCAGAAUCCCAACUCGCCUCUUGGCGCACCAUUACCACCUCUUGUUCCACACAUUCCUGUUUUGGGUAUUCCACCAGUGGCCCACUUGGCCCGUUCGUCCAAUGCUCCAUCAAUCUCGUCUUCAAAACCUCUUAAAAAGUAUACUUGUCACUGUUUAAGGUCGUUUACAACGUCCGGACAUUUGGCUCGACACAUGAGAAUCCACACUGGAGAGAAAAACUACGUGUGUCCACAAGAGGGCUGUGGAGCCCGAUUCUCGAGACAGGAUAACUGUAUGCAGCAUUUCCGAACUCACGGCACCAGACGGGUCAAUGUGCGAACCAAUCGUAACAACGGCAAUAACGGAGGUGGUAUGGGUGGUGGUGGAGAUUCUCCUAGUCACGGUUCGACUGCCGGACCUGCUACUGCCUCGUCAACCCCUUCUGCUGAUGUUGGAUCCACCACUACGAGCACAUCAGCACCAGCCGAGUCAGAAUCAACGAACCAGUCGAACCAGGAUUCUUCGAAUCCAACUGCACCAACUGACGACAGCAACAACACUGGCUCUCCCGGCAAAACAAAAGAUGACGAGGCCAAUAACAAUGAAGACGACGGCCAAAAAACCUCAGACAAACCUGAAAAAAAAGAUAAAGAAGACGCUAACCCGCUUCACCUCUUUGCUGGCGUCGCUGCUACCCAGCUGCAAACCGUCUAA